This is a messenger RNA of Anthostomella pinea, 1347 nucleotides long. NCBI's taxonomy places the organism in Eukaryota, Fungi, Ascomycota, Sordariomycetes, Xylariales, Xylariaceae. The record is from the annotation of a GenBank genome assembly.
AUGGCCAGCUUCAAAGAUGCCUCUGAUCCGUUCUACGACGGUGGCCUCAAGUAUGAACUGGUCACCGAGAUGGCGCCCGGCGUCUGGAAGAUCACCCGGAAGAGCGACCGGAUGUUCUUCCUCGCCCACGACAUGACCGAGAAGCUCUUCGAGGUCACCAACCAGCCCGGGAAGCUGAACCUCUCGCUGGCGGGGCAGUUGCUGUCCCCCGAGCAACACAACCUGCUCGAACCGCUCAUGAUCAUCCUGAACCACGAGAACCUGAUGUCCAUCGUCGACAUCAUCACCUUCCAUUUCUCCAACUCGGGCAGGUUCGGCCGGAAACGCUGGUUCACCGUCUGGGACUAUUGCGACGCCGGCAACCUGGGGAACUUGAUCGUCAACCAACAUCGCCGCAAUCCGAAGGCCAAGACCUACCCAGGUGAUCUCGAUGAUCCUAUGGACGUCGAUGAUACCAGCGAGGCCGGCGAGAAGCGCCCGCGCACUCCGCCUCCUGAGAAGCCGUUUAUCCACCUGCCGGAAAGCUUCUGCUGGCACGUGCUUCGGUCGGUCCUGAAAGCUUUGGUGUGGCUGCAUGACGGUAUGAGAUUCAUAGACAACCCACUCUUCCCAGAGGAGGGCCACCCGACGAUGCUGAGCGCUGAAAACCCGGACUGGCAACCCAUCUUGCACCGCAACAUCCGCCCGGAGAACAUCUUCAUCGGCCACCCGCGCCGGAGCGAGUGGUACGGGGCGUGCAAGCUGGGCAACUUCGGCAGCGCCUGGAUCUCUGGACACUGUCAACAGCCCCGUGGGAAGUCGUUCGAAUGGCCCAUCUUCGCGAAGGCCCUGGCACCACCUAAGGGAGAGUUCAUGUCCCUGGGAGACAUGAUCGCAGGAGACAUGAAGUGGACCGCAACCCACCCACAGCAGGCCGGCCAGCCCUACACGAUCCGCAGCGAGUACCGCGCGCUCGGCCAGGUGAUGCAGGCGCUCAUGUACCCGCCUAUGGUGGAUUACCACUGGCAAUGGAUUUGCACGAACCAGGUGGAGCGCGUCCUCGAGCCCCUGGGCUACUCGGCGGCGCUGAAGAACAUGGUGAUGAAGCUGAUGAUCUUUGACCACUGGGCCCCAGUCGAGGGCCAGGAUACGUACGUGAACGACGCCAUGUACAAGACGCGCGAGCUGCACUUGGACGCUGAAGAUGCCUACCUGGACUGGAAGAAGAACCAGCGGUGGCCCGAGGCCAAAGCCGAGGUCCCGGGGACGAAGGCCGAGCGGGACCAGGACUCUGAGGACUUCAAGCGCUUGAUCGAGAAGUACACGGAAUCAUAUGCGCAGGUCGCCAAUGUCAUCCAGAAAGUCUAG